Messenger RNA from Rhipicephalus sanguineus (brown dog tick), 1748 nucleotides. RefSeq lists its product as uncharacterized. The record is from RefSeq and is a predicted model, not a curated record. The transcript is spliced from 2 exons. Lineage: Eukaryota; Metazoa; Arthropoda; Arachnida; Ixodida; Ixodidae. Bases 1013 to 1408 code for a protein of 131 amino acids.
AACAUGGCGUCUGUUUUUGCGCCACGGAAGAUUAUUUUAAACGGGGUGCAGACGGAAGAGCGCCCUCUCUUAAAGAAUGGUUGCGUUGUGCUGCACGACGGUAAUCCCGUGUAUGUGACCGAAGGUAAGACAGUGCACUGUCGUGCGAGCGAUUUUCGUGUUGUUUAUGUCUCAUUUGUGCCCUCACGCAGGAGGCACACACAUCACGUUUGCCGAUGAAGGUUACUGCAAUGGUGGUGCGUCGGACACCAAGAAGACCGCCGAGGGCGAUAAGGACGGGUCACCCGCGCGCGCACCACAAGAAACGUCCGCUCAAGCCAAAGUUGAAGCUGAAGACACACAGCUGUGGCCGCAUGACAAAGUGCUGUUCCUUAUUGAAACUAGAAAGACAUUCGAAGCCGACAAGCAAAACCGGCUAAAAACAAAACGGGACGAAUGGAAGACCCUGGCGGCUGCCAUUAACGCGGAGUUUGGCAGCCAUCUCAACGCAAACCAGGUAGAAAACAAAUGGAGAACCCCGAGGAGAUCCUACAUGAAGGCUAAGAGCCACAACAGUCGCUCGGGAAAUGACCUGAAAGUCGCCGAAUUUGAGGAGUAUGUGCUUUAUACUCGUGCUUUAUAUAUGAACUCUCAUUUUUUAAUUUAAGAAAUAAUGAUGGUCGACUUUGUUCCCACUACCAAUUAGAUUUCAAUAUAGUGAAAACAUGCAGUGCAUGUGGCAGUUAGCGUGACUGUAGUUCUCACUGUCGGUCAAAUAAACGAACUCGGAGGUUCCAUACGAUUGACAUUUGUUGUAACGAUUUAAGCAAGAUUGAGGCAUAUAACUUGUAAAAAAAAACAUUUAUUCAUUCCAUCUGCAUCGUGACGUUGUUUUCAUCAAAAUUACGAUGAAUUGUGACGUUCGAUAUGUAUACCGGCCGCUAUAUACCAGCAUGUUGUGUUGAGCUUGCAUGCAUACCCGUAAUAAUAUUGUGACAAAUAUAUUGUGCAUGUCAUUGUCAUUACAAUUAUCAUGAUUUAUAUCACCAGGCAGCUCAGCGAGGUGUUUGAAAAACACCACGCUGUCAACCCGAUGUACCUGCUCGAGCCGGGAGUAGUGAAAGAAAGCAAUGACACUCAGCCCCAGCCAGUGGAGCAAAAAGCAGGUGGCUCGGACGAGCCCGUUCAUGUUCCAUCAGCAGUGCAACAGCCCCAAUCCGGACCAUCUGCGGCCAAGAAGUCCCGCAAGAACAAAAAUGUCACGGAAGCUCUUCUCUCGCGAUUAGACGAAGCGGAGAGGAACAGGGCUGAACGGCAUAAGGAGUUUAUGGCCAGUCGGGUCCGGCAUGAAGCUUUGCUCGAAAGGCUUGUGGUGGCUGCAGAGAAUUACUUUUCUGGUAGUUCUCGGCAGCAAUCUGAAGCCGAGUAAUUUACCUGUGCUUUUUUUCCUUUUUUUUCAUAUCUUUGUAUUGUAUUGCAAUUCACUUCAUUUUUUCUCACGUUUGCAUGUUUUCAAGCAACACAGCCUUGCUUUUUUGUGUGUGCAUUUAAAUUAAUUUGAUGCCCUCUUUAUUUAUGUUCAGAACAGGUGUGUGUUUGAGUCAUUUUCUCGUGUUUUAAUCAGCCGCUCGCUGUACAUAUUAUUAUUUAUGUUGUUCUUUUGUUCCAUAUCAGUAAUUCCAGCGAUCUAACUUGAACAUUUUAACCCUAUAGUCCUGUAUUAACGAUAUUGAUCCCAGUCAAAAAUAAACUUUUUGCCGUUUAAAGAU